This is a messenger RNA of Linum trigynum, 3399 nucleotides long. Lineage: Eukaryota; Viridiplantae; Streptophyta; Magnoliopsida; Malpighiales; Linaceae. The record is from the annotation of a GenBank genome assembly.
UUAUUUCAUAAGAAGAUAUUGUUAGACCCUUUGUAUCUUCCAUUUAUUAAUGAAACACUAAUUUUAUUAAAUUAUUUUAUGUAAACUAUUUUGUGUCUACUAUUUUUUAUUAUUAUUUUAGAUCCUAUGAAUAUAAUGCAAUAUAAGUUAUCCAUGUAAUUUUGAUAGAGCAAGAAAUCUCAUUAGCAUCCACAUAAUCAAUCUUCUGCUUAUCCAUUUUAGUUUACCUUAACUGGAUCCCUGGUUGCCAGCUUGCAGCCCCGAGUUAUAAUCCGUUAAUUCUGCCCGAGGGGGGGGAUCCUUUGGUGGCGGAGCUCAUCUGCGAAGGGGAAGGUAGGUGGUCGGAUGCUAAGUUGAGUCGGUGGUUUGACCCUUCGACAUGCGCAGCCAUUAAGUCUAUUCCUCUUCCGCGGCGGAAUGUUGCUGACAAACUCAUUUGGCAUAACACGGCUGAUGGAGUUUUCUCGGUUAAGUCCGCUUAUCAUUUGGCGGUGGAUCUAGACAGGAGGAGGGGGGGGGGGGGUUGGAGGGAGGCUGUUAGUUGGAUGGAUAAAAAAAGCUGGAUCAGGAUUUGGGAAGCUAAGAUACCACCGAAAUUGAAAGUUUUUAUAUGGCAAAUUUGUAACCGGAUUCUUCCUACUAUGGAAGCGCUUAUCGAGAGAAAGGUGCCAGUGUUGCCCCGUUGUCCAGUCUGCUGGAAUGGCCCGGAAAUGAUGGAACAUUUGUUUCUGUACUGCCCGGUUGCGCGAGCUAUUUGGGACCAUUCUGGGCUCGAUUAUCUGGGAGAGGGUUUGCCCCGUCAUACUUUCCCUUUGUUUCUUAAGCGGUUAUUGGCAUUGAUCCACCAGCCCUCGCUAGUGAUGGCGGUGGUUGCAGUCCUUUGGCGGAUCUGGAAGUCCCGGAACUGGGUGGUCUUUGAGGGCAAACAGUUUGGGAUUCCAGCCCUUAUGCGACAAUUCCAUCAACAGUAUGAGGAGUGGAUGGCCUUGCCAGUGGAUGGGCGGCCUCCGGGCAGAGAUCGGGUGGUGCCGGCGGAGGUAAACGUGGGGGAUUUCCGGUGGAUCUGUCGUUGGGAUGGGGCUACUAAGGGUGGGUCGCAUGCGGUCGGUGGGAUGGUUCUUCUCACUCCUGCUAAUAUGCUGCUUCGGGCUAAGGGGGUUCAGUUUCCUUCGGUGGAAGAGCCGGCGCUGGUGGAGUUGCUUACGCUCCGGGAGGCUAUUACUUGGUGUUUGGACAGUGGGUGGACAGAGGUCCGGUUUGAGGGGGAUGCUAAGGUGCUUAUUGAUAAAAUCAAUCAGGGUGAUAAUAGGGAGAGUCGGUUGGGUGCGAUCUUAGAGGAGAUUGGUAUUUUGUUGGAUGCCCAACCGGGUUUUAGUGUGCGAUUUAUAGGACGGGAGAACAAUAGGGUAGCUCAUGUUGUAGCUAGAAAGGCCCUCUCUUUGUCUCCUUCUAUGUAUCGUCGGUUUGAUUUCAGGGCCUGGCUGUUUUCCAGGAUGUAACUAUUUUUUAUGAUCAAUAUAUGAUAUCUUUUGACAAAAAAAAAAGCAAUGUUCUAGCAUAACCAACCAGAAAUAGAACUAUCAACUAUCAUUAAUUUAUUAUAAUAAUAUUUUCAGCAAAUUUAACCGCAUAUAAAUAUAAUUGAUAUUUAGUAGAGGGCUAACUAUCCUCUGCAAAACGAAUAUUUUUUUUUACCUAAUAACAACAUAGACGAAUAGUGAAAGUUGCAAACUUCAGUACAACUCAAUUCGUUCCAUCAUAUGAAUUCCUCAAUCAUGAACUGGAUUGAUGGAAAACAAACAAUUGACGUUGCACACUUUAAGAAAUUGAAAGAACAUGGACAUAGACAACCCAAUGACCACCACUACCACUUUAUUUCUUAUUUGUGACCUUUAUAAAACUCCAUAUCCCUUCUACUUAUAACCCCUACCACUUACUACUUACUGACUAUAUCAUCAUUGUAAAGCUAGCUAGUAGCAAGCUACUCAUGAACAUAAUAAAUAUAAAAACAUCAUCUGAUGGAACAUGGUAAGGUGACAAUCCUCACAAUUUGUUUUCCAUUUUAGCAUCCGAUGAAUAAUAUAAAAGAGAAAUGCUAGAAAUCUCGAACUUUUGAGCAAAGAAGAAAAGAUUUUUUUUGUUUUUAUAGGGCUUGACCCACUCAAUUAAUUUUAUUCUUUUUAAUGAUGGAUUUUAUUUUUAGAGAGCUAAUUUAUACAGAAAAAACGUAUAGAAACAAACUAAAAGGUUGCAUUCAUUGUUAUUCACUUAAAUUUAUGUGUUAUUAAUGAUAAUGACGAUUGAAAGUGUUAACAUAAGGUACGUCAUUUAUAAAUAGAACUUGCUCACCAUGAAAGGAUGAGAGCCAUCCAUGUACUGAUGUGGCAGUAAUUUAGUUUUGAAUAAUACCUAAAGCGAAGAUGAAAGCCAAUGGUAGAUCAAGUAGAGCAAUUUACAACCCUGCCACCAUAAUAUGAAAGUACUUAAGAAAUGGAAAGAAGAGUAGAACCCGACCAGUUAAUCACAAGCAGCCAAAUACAGUUGGAGAAGAGAGGUCAGUCAUUAGCUGCGGAUCACAGGAGAAUAGGGAGUUGUCGAUAAUACUUGGCUUGGUUUACUUCGUAUUCGCAAUGAUAAGAACUUUUUUGCCAAUAGGAACAAUAUAUUACAGCUACUCAAUUGUUUCUCAUCUAAUUGCUGCCUCUUGUAACUGACGCAAUGAAAAAAACUCUACAUGUCUUACCAUUUUCCUUAAAAUAGUAUCUAUGCAUAAAAUAGUAGAGAAGAAAACAGAAAUGCUAGAAAUAUCAAAAUUUUGAGUAAAUAAGAAAAGAGUUUUGUUUGUUUUAUAGGGUUUGACCCAAUUUCUAUCUUUUAUUUUUUCCAAUUUCCAAUUUUAUUUAGAUCAUCUACACCGGAAAAUCAAUAGAAAAAACCAAAAGAUUGUAUUCAUUGUUAUUAACUUAAUGCAUAAUUUAAUGAUAAUAAUGAUGGUUUUAAGUGUAAGGAAAAAAUUUAUAAUUAGAACUUGUCCAACAUGGAAGAAUUAGAGUCAUCCAUGUGCUUAUGUGGCAAAGAUUUAGUUUUGAAUUCCUAUAAUAUUAAGUAAGGAUGAUUAUCUUCUGAGAAAAAAGAAAAUACAUUGUUUAUGCACUAUAUUUUUUUAACAGUUUAUGCACUAGAUUCUGAAGAAGGGGUUGGGGAUCUUUAUGCUGGAUUAUUUGGGUGCAAUAUAGUGGAUUGCCCCGAGUGGUGGUUGAAACAUAUUGUUAAAAGUAGUUAUCAUUCAUUUUCAAUUUCAUUCUUUUUCCAAAAGAUCACUCAUAUGGUCGAGAAAACAGUUAGAUAUCAAGAGUCACAUAGCCAAAAAUAGUUUGGAAAUAAAAUCGAACAUUAUUA